GAGUGAUCUCUAAAACAGAAUGGAGAAAAGAAGAGGGGAGAAUAAAAAGACGUGCAGAAAAAAGAGAGAAAGUGAGAGAAUAGAAUGGAAAAAGAAGUGACAGAGUGGGAGGGUAUGAAGACAGUUUGAUACAGGAAGAGAAAGGAGAAACGAGGGAGUGAAAAUCAGACAGAGAAAGGAAGAGGGAAUGAAAGAUGUAUUGGGAAACACAGACAGGUGGAUAUUAUGCUUCCUAUUCUCUUUACGUAGGCUGAAUAAUAACGAAAUAUAAACAGAAGUGUCUGAUCACCAGAGAGCUGGACGUUAAACACCUUCAACCAACUAUACGAUUCAUCCAUUGAUAUCAACAACGUCAACACCAUCUCACUGUGUCCACUACAGCUUGUGCGCGUACACACACACACACACACACGCGCCCGACUUAUACAUUUUCAGUUCUGGUAUUUGCAGCGGAAGAGAAAGGAUUUUGAUGUGUUGCAUGGACUGAAGCUAUUUGACUGCAAAGCCUAGCUACUGACGGACUACCACCACCACUAUCACUAUCAUUAACAUCACUUUCAUUAUCGACAAAAGGAGCCAGGCAAUCGGUUCACUCAUUUGUCUGUAUGAAGCAGAGAUCAAUUGGAUGGCCACUAGUGCCGCCCGAAUCAUGUCUACACGGACUGAUCGCUUGGAUGAAUUCCGCUGCGAUGCCCAAGUGGCUGUAGAACUAAGUCAGUUGGCUAGCUGGCCUAUAUUGAACUUUCAAGUUGAUGGAAACUCCCUCAGCUUUAAGUUGAUUGAAAAUAAUGAAGAGAAAAGCUUUAUAUUCAAUGUUUCUGAAGAUUACCCUGAUAACUGCAUUUUAUCCAGCCUAAAUGAUGGCACUUUCCGGCCAGUUUCUUGUCGUGUCCUCAAACUUCUGGAUGCCCUUGUCCAUAAAGAUAAUGUGUUAGUAUCAACACUGAAUACAAUGGAAGUAUCAGAUAUUGGAUAUGAUCUGCAGCUGACAACAGAUGAAAGCUCGGAUUCUUCAGAAAACUCUGAGACCUUUGUCCCAAGUACAGACAGUUCUGAAACGGAGUGUAGUAGUGAUGAGAACAAUGACUUCAUUAUGCAUGAGGAUCUUGAAAUGCUUGAAGAAGUGCAAGUAAAUCCAGCACUUGACAAGGACAUGGAACAAAUAAAAAAUUUAUUUGGUGAAGAAUCCAUAACGUACAGAUUGUUCACCUAUAUUGAUAAUAUAGACGUUGAACUCAAUAUUUAUCCAACAUUUUUGGAGAAAACCGUUGCCGAAGCUUGGAACAUGAGCCGUCAAGAACCUUUAGUUGUUCGUUUAAAUGUUUCUUUGAGUUCUUAUCUGGAUAACCCAGAGAUUCCAAAAGUUGAAGUAUUCCAGCCGUCCAAGAAAGAUCAGCCUUGGGGUAUUGGUUGCCAAAUCAAAAAAAUUGUGGAGACCUUUGUAUCAAAUCAGUGGCGUAAAGUGGCUAACAGAGAUGUACUUAGGGCACAUUCUAUGGCACCAAAAUCUCAGAGUAUGCCUUGCCAUAUUUCUGAUCAUUGUGAACAAUCUACAAGCACAUCAAAUACCGAUCAUUUGUGUCAUCCUUCAAGUAAAUGUAGCAAGAACAAAGAAGACAAUCACAUCCCCUCAAUAACUGAUAGAAAUACAAACUGUCCAAGUCAUGAAAGCAAUAACAACAGCCACCACAAUCAUAACAGCAGUAGUAGCAGUAGCAGCAGCAGCAGUAGUAGCAGCAGCAGUAGCAGUAGCAAUAACAACAACAACAAUAACAACAACAAUGAAAGUGCUCCUUCUGGUGGUGCUGCAGCCAUUUCUUCCAGCCCCUCAACAUUUUCACCAAUCAAAGUGGGCAAGCUCAGCCUCAGUCGGAUUUUGCGGCUUGCCUCUUCAGCAACAGUUCCAAAUCUUAGCCACUCUUUUACAAGAGAUCUUAGUUUGGUCCCAUCAACAACAGCUGAUGGGGAAAGAUCCAAACGGAUUCCUUGCCUAGAGUAUGGAUUUUUAUCUCAGGUUUAUUUGUAUACUCGCCAACGUAUACCAACAUUAAAUGAAUAUUGUGUUGUUUGUGAUCAAGCCCAUUUGUUUCAAAACGGGUCAAUGCUACAGCCUGCUGUCUGUGCUCGAGAGUUGUGUUCUUUUGCUUUCCAAGACCUUGGUGUAAUGAGUACUGCCACCACUGCCAUGGAUACUGGUGCUGAGGUUGUUGACUUGUUAAUAUCAAUGACAAAAGCUGCCUGCAAAUCUAACCGCCGUGAUAUCAUCUUUAACCCUUAUCCUACAAUCAUAGAUCCAGAAAAACCCACAGAGUUUGGCCUUCAUCCUAAGCAUAAAGACUACAAAAAAGUGAAAUCUAUUUUAAAAGUGUUUCCAACAAUGUCAGAGAUGUUAUGGAACUCUGGGAAAGAUUUACAGAAAAUUAUGGAUGAAAGGAACCGUUUAGCUUAUCCAUUGUUGCAAUGGAUUAUCACAAGUAACAGAUCCCAUAUAGUAAAACUGCCUCCAACAGAUCAACUGACAUUUAUGCAUACCAACCACCAGUUUUUACUGCUCAGUGCAGCACCAGCGAAAGAAGAAAUAUUCCGUACAGCAAGAGACAGACAUGGCAGCACAUUUGCUUUCCAUGGUUCAAGUAUUGAGAACUGGCAUUCUAUACUGAGAAUUGGUCUCCUCAAUGCAUCAGGAACAAAAUAUCAGGUGAAUGGUGCAGCCUACGGUAAAGGGAUAUACUUGAGCCCAAUCUCCAGCAUAUCCUUUCGCUAUUCUAAGAUGGGUCAUGGCUUCUACACAUUUCACACAGCUCCAAAUACAACUACUAUACCUCAGCAUAAAAAUAGAUUCUUACAGAGUGAUAACAUAAAUUGUAUAGCCCUAUGUGAAGUUGUCAAAGCUCCUGAGUUGGAAAAACAUGGCAAUGUCUGGGUGUGUACAAAAAGUGAAUAUGUGUGUACUAGAUUUUUCUUUGUGUAUGAAGAUAGCCAAGUUGGCAGCGCUGAAAUUAACACGCAAAGGUCUGGGGUGGAAUCUCAGAUCUUGAAAGCAGUGCAAUGUCGUAUGAAUGCCAUGAGAGACAAGUGACUUCAAUGAUAAUUGUCUUGAUGGUCAAAAAUUGCUGAAACAAACAUGCUUCCCAAUUCAAGCUGUGAUAUCUUCCACUCCCUCCAGCUCAUCCAAGAACCAAUGUUAGUGACUAUCUCAAAAUAUGUCAAUUGAUUGUUUUUUUUUUUUAUCUUUAAAAGAAAGCUAUUAUAACAAAGCAAGUCCAAAGCUAAACAUGAACAAAUAACACAUAUCAUCACCAUAUUCAUUGUCUGGGAAUAAAAACACUAUAACGUGUACAGAUUGAAAGUAAUAAUAUAACCUUUCCUACAGAGUUCUUUUCAUGGUUGUUGAUAAUUUUCAUCAUAUGAUGAACAUUGUAUAGAUUUCUUUGAAUUGUUUUUCCCUUUUUAUAUCAACUAUAGUAUUUAUUAUGUGCAUCAGAAUUCAGACAUUAAUUCUCUUUCCACAAUGUCCUCUACUUUGAAAUGAAACAGUGUAGUGGUAGGUAAUGAAAGAAACACACAGACACACACAAAUAUAUACCUGAAAUAAUGUGUAAUAUAAAAGAGAGAGAAAUGGAUGUUUUCCACGAAACUUUGAAGGAAAAAGUCAACUUCAAACAACAAUGGUAAAAGAUUAACAGCAGCAAGUUAACCUCUGCUGGAUUCUAUAAUUAUGGCAGACAGGAACAAAUAGUUGUUAAGGAAAGAGAAAUUUAGUUUUCAUUGAAACAAAAUUUUAUAAAUGUUCUUGAUAUGAGAAUUUAUGAAAAAAUUUUUAUUCCUUUUCUCUGUUUUUGAAAAGCAUUAUUCUCUGUGAAUAACAUGCAAAAGAUUUCUUCCAUCCUAAUAGAUUAUUCUAACUGUUAAAACAAUAUUCUUCUCUUGGGAAAGAGCAACAUUUCAUAACUACUGCAUUUUGUGAUUCCUCAAUGAAUGAAUAUUUUCACAGAUAUCACUUUGGUAAUAUAACUAUUUUAUCAAGA
This is a messenger RNA of Octopus bimaculoides (California two-spot octopus), 4028 nucleotides long. RefSeq names its product protein mono-ADP-ribosyltransferase PARP6. Gene Ontology annotation, molecular function: NAD+ poly-ADP-ribosyltransferase activity. The record is from RefSeq and is a predicted model, not a curated record. NCBI's taxonomy places the organism in Eukaryota, Metazoa, Mollusca, Cephalopoda, Octopoda, Octopodidae.